UGUAGAGAAGGUCACUCAAGCAAAGUGUGCAGGAAGUUCACUGAAAUGUAUAGAAAGGAGGAAUUUUCAUCGAUUUUAAAAUGCUUUGUCAUUUGUCAGAAAUAUUAAGUCAUGCUUUGUGUUUUUCUUCCAAUUAGCCAGACUGGUAAAAACACACAACGCAUCCGGAUAUUUUUUGUCCUCCAGUUUUCACAUUUUUUUGGCGUAGUUUGAAUUUAUCCGUCAAACAGAAAAACAACCACUUGUUACAGUCUAAUGAGAACAUCCAAUCAGUAAAACAUGCAUGGACCCAUACAAAAGCUCCACCCUCGCUCUAACUGCUGAAUGUAAGCCGGCAGUAGGUCCGUGUUUCCCCACAGAAUAAAGGCAUUGCUCAGUGACCGCCUCCGGUAACCUUGGAGCUGUUCCGUUCACUGGUACCGAAACUGUGCUCAGGACUUUGAACAUUAAUCUGAGUCAGAAUUAAAAUAUCAGCUCUAGGCAGGAAGCCAGCAGGUGAAGCGUGAGGAGGAGGAGGAAAAGUUGGGGAUCCCAUCAGGAUCUUCUGUCACUGCGCUGGUAUUAAGUGAAGGUUUAUAUUUCCAGAAGCGGAUCGGCUCACUUCCCAUUUUAACUUCAUGGCUCAGCGCUCCGCUCUUCCCAUCAUUCCCAUCGCGCUGCUGCUGUUCGGACUGGUUGGCAUCCUGCUGCUCACCAUUCCCACCCAGGACGUCCGGGACGCCCCGGGGUUCAUGUAUGGGAUUGUCCUGGAUGCCGGUUCUUCGCACACAUCUUUAUAUAUUUAUAAGUGGCCUGCAGAUAAGCAAAAUGGCACCGGUGUGGUCACCGAGCUCAACAAAUGUCACGUGGAAGGCGAUGGGAUUUCCAGCUACAUGGGUCAAAACGGAGCAGCAGGGAGGAGCUUAGAGGCGUGUCUGGAUCAGGCUGUCAAAGAUAUUCCCAAAGAGAGACACCAGAACACGCCCGUGUAUCUGGGAGCCACAGCAGGCAUGAGGCUUCUGAAUAUUUCCAAUCCAGAGCAGUCGGCUCAGAUUCUGGAAGAAGUGGGCCAAAAAAUCAAGUCAUACCCUUUCAACUACCGUGGAGCUACUAUUUUGAGCGGACAGAAGGAGGGAGCAUACGGCUGGGUCACUGUCAACUAUCUCUUGGAGAACUUCAUCAAGUAUGGGUUUGUUGGGCGUUGGUUAAGCCCUGGCAGAUCAACAGUGGGAGCACUCGAUUUUGGCGGCGCGUCCACACAGAUAACGUUUGUUACUCAGGAGACGGUGGAGGACAUACAAGACAUGAUGAAGCUGCGUCUUUACGGCCACGAGUACUUCUUAUACACCCACAGCUUCCUGUGCUAUGGCCAGGACCAGAUUUUAAAGAGACUGCUGGCUCACAUUGUGAAGUCUCAGGGUUACUCUCAGGUGGUCACUCAUCCCUGCUUUCCUGCAGACCACAGCAAGACACUGAAAAUGGUCAAUAUCUUCAACUCACCCUGCACCGUUAAGGACAAACCUGAGACCUACAACCCUCAGAGGAAUUUAACAUUACAAGGCAGCGGACAUUACGAGCAUUGCAUUGGGAACGUUACCAAACUCUUCUCCUUCAACAGCUGUCCCUUUUCGCACUGUUCGUUUGACAAAGUCUUCCAACCAAAUAUCACCGGCAGCUUCAUGGCGUUCUCUGCUUUUUUCUACAUUCACUCCAUCCUGCAGCAAAUUACCGGGGUCACAGUAAGCACCCCUCAGCAGCUGGAGGAGGCCACCGAGAAGCUUUGCGGCAUGAAGCACAGUCAGCUGAUGACUCUGGCUCCGAACGAAAUGGCUCGUCUGGAGAACCUCUGUGCAUGCUCUGUGUUCAUCAAAACUCUCAUACUGAAAGGAUAUGGCUUUGAUGACGCUUCGUUCCCUCGCAUUUCCUUUCAGAAGAAGGCAGGGGACACGUCGCUGGGCUGGGCUCUGGGCUACAUGCUGACUUUGAGCAAUUUGCUGCCAGCAGAAAGCGUCGAGGUGAGGAAAACCCUCACCAUCGGCGCAUGGGGGACGCUCCUCUUUCUCUUCAUCUUUCUCCUCAUAGUCAUCUGUGCCUUCCUUCUGCUUCGAACUCGAGACGGGAGGAAGAAAGCAGGUGAUGAAAGCACCAUCUAGAUACCACAACCACCUCCCGAGCUGUGGAGAAAAAAACUUACAGGAAAUUUGGAUUUUGUGGUUUUGUCUGUUUUGCAUAAUUCCUCCUUCCAGCAACUUAUAAAACAAACAAAAAAGAUAUACUGUGUCUGCUUUAACUUUCUGUUUUAUGGAUCAUAAAUACAACAUAAACUUUCAACGGCAUCAGAGAGCCAAUGAAUUUGAAUUUACCAUGGAUUAUUUCCCAUAUAUAUAUAUAUAUAUAUAUAUAUAUAUAUAUAUAUAGAUAUAUAAACCCCCAUUCAUAUUUGCAUAAAUAUCCUCUGACACGUUGCAGAGAAACCACAUGCUUUCCUGUAACCUUCAACAAACUAUCUGAUUUAAUUCUGAUUGGAUAUUUGACUACGCUUCUUGGCAGAACUGGAGUUUAUUUAAACUGGUUCCUGUCUUGGUUGUUUAUGCAAUUAUUUCUCACAAAUGUGAGAUCAGGGCCGUUGUAGAAGCCUAAUGUCAGCCAGCUUUAUUCAUCUCCAAACCAGUUUCAUGCUUUUUGGGCAUUGUCUUGCUGCAAUAUCCAACUGUGUACAAAUUUUAACCAGCUAGCUUUUUCUUCGAGGGGAAGUUAUAAACUUUGUUGGUAAUUCUGCCUUUCUAUUCCAUCUGCUUUCUGUAAUGCACCAACACCACUGGUAGUGAGAUGGUUCCAGAGCAUGAUGCAGUCACCACCAUGCAUGAUAAUGUAAUGUGUUGGACUCUGUGUUUAUUCUCUUAUGUACUUGGAUUCACUGAAAUGUUUAGGUUUUGAGUUGUAGUCUUUACUGAGCUUCUCACUGUAGCUCUUAGUUCCUGUUUUAUUUGGGAUUUCUAAUUCCUUUUGUGCAUAGUCUUCUGAUAACUUCCUGUGUCUUUGUCACAGCUUUAGUUACAUUUGGAGUCUUUCUGAUGUUGGGUGAAGUUCUUGUUUGACAGUGGUUGGUUUUCUGUUUUUUGGGUGCUGGUCUCUGUUAAACCAGUCCUCCUGUUAGUCUCCCAAUAUCUCAGUCUUUUGGUUCUCACUUGAGCUGUCACCAUUCAGUCAUUACCUCCACCCAGUCCCAAUGGCAUUUCCAUUCUCUUUGUGUGUUUUUUCUUCUGGUUGCUUUAUCUCAUUGAAACACCCAGCUGUUGUCCAUGCUGCUGGCUCCUGCUCUGCUGCUGUUCAUCUCGUUUAGAUUUUCUAUUUGUCUGGGACUCAGUCUUGUAUGGUUUAAUUUUUUUAUAUAACUACUUUGCAUUGAACUCUGCCUCCUCUCUGCCUGCCAGCAUUUGGUUCCUCAAACAAGCUUCUUCAUGUGGUCAAACAGUUCAGUCGUUGUUGCUUGGUCAACACCCUCUCAGUCCAUGUUGAUGGAAAACUGGCUUCACUCUGGGCACUGAUACUGGUCAGGCUGGAGAUUCUCAGUUCAUUGGAGGUUUGACCCCUAAUGAUUCUUGGGUUGUUACAGAACAUCUGAACCAGUUCCCUUUCUUUGAGGGGGGCAGAUUGGGUCAGAUGGUUAAAACGUGUACCCAUUUUUCUUUCAACAACUAUUCCAAACACACAUGAAAAUUAAUUUUUGAAUUUUAAGCUUCUAGAAUAGCCUUCACUUCAACCCGGUUGAAAAAGUUUAGACUGUCUUUGAAGGUUGGUUCCGUGUCCAACAACUUAUUUAACGGUUGAAUAUCCAGCCAGAAGUUUGCCAGAAGCUCGCUUAUGGUGACAAAAAGCAUGUGCAACUUGCUAAGAGACAUUUACCCAAAUAUUAGUGGGGGUGUAUGUAAAUAUUUCAGCCUGUAUGUUUCAUUUUGACCCAGUGCGAAUUAGAAAAAAUCCACAAUAAAUUUUAAUUUGUAAAACCAAUUCUUGUUUGUAAGAAAUGUUAAAGCUGUUUCUAUAAUCAUUCCCCAUGAGGAGUGGAGGUAAAAUUGGAGAAUAUGUGUACAAAACCCACUUUAAUUAUGCUGAGUCUAACCGAAGGAAAGGGACUAAUUUAAUGAACAUUUUAAAUGUCAGUGCUGAAGUAGAAGGAGGUAAACUGUAUUUAUAUAGAACAUUUAAAUACAGUUCAGACUGCCCAAAGUGCUGUGCAUUAUUUCAAGAAUUUUAAACAGCAACAAUAAAUGAGAAAUAGUAAAAAUGUGAACUUGUCUGAUUUCCACAGAUGAGAGGGAAUAAAAAGCUUUGUCUCCUUCAUGCUUGUGAUUGGAUCUAAGGACAGGCAGAAAAAGUCUGUCUGUGGAUCUGAUAGCACUUGGUGCUUGAUAGUAAUUUACAAGUUCAGUAAUAUAUCACGUGACGUGCCAUGUUAUGGGUUUAAAACAAUUACCAAAUUUUUUUUUACGUAUUCUGAAUUAACCAGGGAGCCAGCCCUGGAGUGAUGUGCUCAAGUUUUUUUUUGGUACAAGUAGGAAGUCUUGCAGCUGCUGUUUGAAAAAGCUGCAGAGGUUGAUGCUUUACGUUUGAGGAAGUCCCAGGUAUAAAGCCAAGACGUAACAAAGGCAUGAGUGACUAUUAGGAAAAAAUGAACAUGUAAAACAUUUAUGUAGUCCACAUAACACAAAAUGAGCUCCUCAAUGAACACUCACUGACAAAAAUAACGGAGCUGACUGGGAACUGAAACAGCACAUUCAGAAAGGUCUAAUGACUGUUGCACUGAUUAUAAAAUAGGAUCAAACAUAGGUUAGCACAAUAAAUUACAAAUAAAUUGGAAUAAUAGUGUGCACAAUAUUAAUAUAGCAAACAACUGGUUAGAAUUUUUUGGCUAUUAAAUUCCAAGUAUCAGCAAUUCACGUCAGUAUUAAAUUUUACAAUCAGCUUUAUUGGCCAAGAGUGUCUAAACAAGCAAGGAAUAAAUUACUUUCACAUGUUCUCAGCGUACCGACAUUUAAAUAUUAAUAUAUACAUUUUACAGGAGAAAACAUUGUAAGAUUUUGUUUUAGCUUGACUAGCCCUAACAUUGACCACCAGGCCCCAAAAUCAAAAUGGACGCACCAUUCCCAUUCACCGCCAGGUUGCACUGACUGCAACACUCUUUAGCGUGGAGGUUGUUACUGAGUGAAGGCGAACAUCAGUCCGUAAGCACCUAGGGAACAUUUUUAUUAAAUCUGUGAUGGAGUGAAGUGACCAGGGGCCAACUCCAGCAGAUAACAGGAAGGUUGAACAUGUUACAGGAAAUGGCUGUCAAUUUAAAAACCUCAGAUCAGAAUAUGUCCACAAACUUCUGCUAGGUGUGUUUCUAUACUUCACCUGAUAAUGAUUUAUUAUAGGAAGACUGUAUAACUUACACUUUGUUUCUUUGAUGAAAUUGUGAAGUUUAGCACAGAUAUUUUAUACAUGUCUUUGUGCAUUAAAUUUAACACCUUUAAUGUUUGUUUUUUUUAAAGGUGUUAAUAGGUGUAUGACAGUAUUUUUAUGUGAUGUGGUGGUGUAUGACCUGUUGGUUACAAAGUGACUAUAACUGGCUAGUUUAUAUUUUUAGUUUGCAGUUUAGUUUAUAGAUUUGUUUAUAUUACUUGAUCAGUAGGUCAAAUGCUAAAAAAUCGGAUUUUUCUUUAGUUCCUAAAAUGUAUCAAACCUGAAAACUGCCACUUUCUUUUGGUCUGUUUUGGUCUUAAAAAACAACAGGCUCUUUCAUGCAAUAUGUUUAAGCAUACGUGAUUUGAUGUAAAAAUUAGGGUAAUCUUGUAAUAAUCUUUCUUUUGUAACAAUCUUUUUCUGUUUAACUUUCUUAAAUUGUUCUUGUUUGUUACAUUGAGUUGCUGAAUCAAAACAAAUUGGACACAGAUGACUUUGAAUGUGUAAUAAUAGGAAAAUCUCAAUCGACCGGACUGGAAAUCUCUUCAGCCAAUCAAAAAACCUGAUUGGUGCAUUUCUAACAUCAUCAUAAGAGCUAAUAUAAAACUUGCAUUGCUAAUAUUGCUCCUUCUCUUGUGCACUUAAGCACAGUUUAGCCAUUUCAACCAAAAGGGGUGGCAGAAUUUGUCUGUAUUGAAGAAAACAUCUGAUUGUGACCAUUACUGUAAAUCUUUCCCUUUCUAAGAUCUUGACUGCUGUGCCCUAAAUGUUUAGCCUGCAAAUAGAUUACAGGAGUGCAUUCCAA
Girardinichthys multiradiatus is the source of this 6229-nucleotide messenger RNA. RefSeq names its product ectonucleoside triphosphate diphosphohydrolase 2b (gene entpd2b). The transcript is spliced from 9 exons. Bases 618 to 2132 code for a protein of 504 amino acids. NCBI's taxonomy places the organism in Eukaryota, Metazoa, Chordata, Actinopteri, Cyprinodontiformes, Goodeidae. Gene Ontology annotation, biological process: nucleoside diphosphate catabolic process. The record is from RefSeq and is a predicted model, not a curated record. Gene Ontology annotation, cellular component: plasma membrane. Gene Ontology annotation, molecular function: GDP phosphatase activity; UDP phosphatase activity.